Molecule: messenger RNA, 1156 nt
Organism: Setaria italica (foxtail millet)
Lineage: Eukaryota; Viridiplantae; Streptophyta; Magnoliopsida; Poales; Poaceae
Product: alpha carbonic anhydrase 7
Exons: 4
Coding region: 57-914 (285 amino acids)
Molecular function (GO): carbonate dehydratase activity; zinc ion binding
Source: RefSeq, a predicted model, not a curated record
GUAACUCAACGACCAAAUAAAGUAAGAAACCAGCCAGCCAGCGCGCGCAGAGGCAUAUGGGUCGUCCAGCUCGCCACCACCCCCGCGGCCUCGCCGCCGGCGCGGCGCUCCUCGCGGCGGCGGUCCUCCUCCUCUUCUCCGCCGCCGCGCCGGGCGCCAGGGCGCAGCAGGAGACCGAGGACGAGCACGAGUUCAGCUACGACCCCCGCGACGAGCACGGGCCGGCGCACUGGGGCCGGAUCAAGGCGGAGUGGGCCAACUGCAGCGCCGGCGGGAUGCAGUCCCCCAUCGACCUCGCCCACGAGCGCGUCACGCUGGUGCGCGCCCUCGGCUACCUCGACCACUCCUACCGCCCCGCGCAGGCCUCCAUCGUCAACCGCGGCCACGACAUCAUGGUGAGGUUCAAGGGCGACGCCGGGAGCGUGGUGAUCAACGGCACGGCGUACUACCUCAGGCAGCUGCACUGGCACGCGCCGACCGAGCACACCGUCGACGGCCGGCAGUACGACAUGGAGCUGCACCUGGUGCACCAGAGCGCCGAGGGCAAGGCUGCGGUGAUCGGCGUCCUCUACGAGGUCGGCGCCCACGACGCGUUCCUGCACGCGCUGGAGCCCGCCAUCCACCGGAUCGCCGACCGCCGGGACAGGGAGGAGCCCGUCGGCGUCGUGGACCCGCGCGGCGCGCGCGGCAGGGCCAGCGUCUACUACCGCUACAUGGGGUCCCUCACCACGCCGCCCUGCACCGAGGGGGUCAUCUGGACCAUCGUCAAGAGGGUUCGCACCGUGUCCAAGUACCAGCUGGAGCUUCUCAGGGAAGCCGUGCACGACGACAUGGAGAAGAACGCGAGGCCGCUGCAGGAGGUGAACGACAGGGACAUCAGCAUCUUCCGGCCAAAGCCCCAUAGGCAUUACUAGGUUUCCAUAUUCCAGCAGCUUUGCUGUCAGUGAUGCAUGAGCUGACGUGGAGACACCGGUAGUUCAGAGGUCAGAGAUUGAGAAUAAUAUGAUUAUAUGCAUACGGGUGACAUUCAGCUUGUUGGAUACUUGGAUGCAUGGUUGAGUCUGGAGGAGAUGUAUACGGUAGAUUAUUCAGAUUUCUUUUGUAAUUCUUUGUACCUUUGUUACAUGACUAAAUAAAAAGCACCAUUUCAUGUCCA